UCGAGAAGUAUAAACAGUUGCCAAAAUCCAUUCAAACGUAACGUAGCCAUUUUUCGCUUGUCCGGUUGCCAUUGCAUUAACACCUCCAUAUUUCGUGAAACGAGAAAAGGAUACAACAUCAUUAUGUUUGCCCAACGUCGUCAUUCAUCUUCCGGUCGCAUGGCCUUCAGUUCCGUUGCCGUCGUUGUCUUGUGCUGCCUGGCCGUUGCAGCUGAGGCUCAACUGGCCUUCCACACGGAUGCCAAUACCAAUUCGUUUACUUUGAAAACACCCGGAUUACAACAAAGUUUCACACGUUAUUUUGGUGGACAAGGUGCUAACUUGCAACAACAACAGCAGCAACAACUCCAACAAUAUCAACAACCACAACAAGCCCAGUACACCUCCUUGGCUGCUAACCAACAGCAAUAUCAACAACCUCAAUUUGGAGCCGGCGCUGCCUAUGCCCAACAAUUGCAACAGCAACAACAGGCGACCCAAUAUGCCAACUACGCCGCUGCUGGUGCCGUUCCUGCUCAGGCUGCUGCCUAUCAACCCAAUCAAUAUGCUCAGACUUUGCAACAAUUGCAACAACGUCAACAAUACGCUGCCCAGCAACCUCAAUAUCAACAACAAUUGGCCGCUCAACAAGCCCAACAACCCCAAGCCCAACAGCCACAGGCUCAAUAUUCCCCCGAUCAAUACAAUGCUUAUUAUGCUUAUCAGCAACAACAACAAGCUCUUGCCCAGCAACAAUUGGCCCAACAACAACAACAGCAGCAACAACAACAAUUGUACUAUGCCCAACAACAACGUGAACUGUUGAAACAACUCUACAGCAAUCAACCCGCUGCCCAACAACAACAAGCCGUUGCUCAACAACAACAACCUCAAGCCAAUCAAUACUACACCGCUGAACAGUAUGCCGAUUAUUUGAGCAAGCAACAAGCUGUCCAACAACAAGCUGCCCAACAACAACAAUACCAGCCCACUAACUAUGCCACAGCUGCCACCGUUGCUACUCCCACCACCCCAGCCACCCAUACCCAGGCCUAUACCACUUCUGCUGCCCCCGUCGAAGCCUCACCCGUUCCACCUCGCAACGGUUUGGAAAGUGGCCAAUACUCACCCUCCGAUAAGGUCUCGUCCGUCAAAUUCCAAAGCGGCAAUUUGGCCUACAAUUUCUAGGGAGCGACA
Molecule: messenger RNA, 1176 nt
Organism: Musca domestica (house fly)
Lineage: Eukaryota; Metazoa; Arthropoda; Insecta; Diptera; Muscidae
Exons: 2
Coding region: 124-1167 (347 amino acids)
Source: RefSeq, a predicted model, not a curated record